This is a messenger RNA of Gastrolobium bilobum, 3775 nucleotides long. Its product is annotated as FACT complex subunit SPT16-like. The coding region runs from base 374 to 3577 and encodes 1067 amino acids. Gene Ontology annotation, molecular function: nucleosome binding. The record is from RefSeq and is a predicted model, not a curated record. Gene Ontology annotation, cellular component: FACT complex. The transcript is spliced from 2 exons. Gene Ontology annotation, biological process: transcription elongation by RNA polymerase II; positive regulation of transcription elongation by RNA polymerase II. Lineage: Eukaryota; Viridiplantae; Streptophyta; Magnoliopsida; Fabales; Fabaceae.
CUCUCUCUCUCUCUCUCUGGUUUAAGAGUUCAAGCCAUUGGCAUAUGAACCCUAAUUUCCCUCUCUUCAAACUUUGAACACUUCAUACCUCUCUCUUUCUCUUCAUCUUUCUUCCUUGCCCCAAACACACACACACACUCACUCUUCACAAUUUCAAACCCUCAUUUCAACAAUAACCCUUUACUAUAUACCAUUUUUCUCUCCCUUCAAUAACCCCUUCCAAUUAGGGCGAAGAAAAUAACACCAAGACCCUUUCUCAACUCAAAAAAACGACCACCGCCGAUUCUGGCUUCUCCGAACGAAAGAACGAACGAACAAACGACCAGCGUUUCGACCUUUCGACCACUACUCAGUGAGAGAGAGAUAGCAGACCAUGGCAGACCAUCGAAAUGGAAGUAGCCAAGCUACCAACGGAAAGGCCAAUGCGGCAAGCACUGCCUAUUCAAUUGAUUUGAAUGCAUUUCAAACCAGACUGAGGACAUUUUAUUCCCAUUGGGAUGAACACAAAACAGAUCUCUGGGGCUCUUCUGAUGCAAUUGGUGUUGCAUGUCCUCCACCUUCAGAAGACCUGCGAUACCUGAAAUCUACUGCUCUGAACUUAUGGCUACUUGGAUUUGAGUUCCCGGAGACGAUUAUGGUCUUCAUGAAGAAGCAAAUCCACAUGCUCUGCAGCCAAAAGAAGGCUUCUAUUCUUGAAUCCGUCAAAAAACCUGCCAAAGAGGCAGUUGGUGUGGAUCUUAUUUUGCAUGUCAAGCCUAAAAAUGAUGAUGGAACUGCUUUGAUGGAUUCUAUAUUCCGUGCCAUCCGUGCUCAGUCAAAGGCUGAUGGCCAUGAUGCUUCCAAUGUUGGAUACAUAUCAAGAGAGGCUCCUGAGGGGAAACUGCUUGAAGUAUGGGCUGAUAAAUUAAAAAAUACAAAGUUUAAUCUGAAAGAUGUGACCAAUGGGUUGUCUUCAUUGUUUGCUGUAAAGAGUAAUGAGGAGCUUACAUCAAUUAAGAGAGCAGCAUACCUGACAAGCAGUGUGAUGAAAAACUUUGUGGUUUCAAAGCUUGAGAAUGUAAUUGAUGAAGAGAAGAAAGUUUCUCAUUCUACGUUGAUGGAGGAUACUGAGAAAGUUAUACUGGAACCAUCAAAAGUUAACUGUAAACUGAAGGCAGAGAAUGUUGAUAUUUGUUACCCUCCAAUUUUUCAGAGUGGGGGAGAAUUUGAUCUCAGGCCUAGUGCGGUCAGCAAUGAUGAGUUACUUCAUUAUGACUCUGCCAGCGUGAUUAUAUGUGCAGUUGGAGCCCGGUAUAAGAGUUACUGCUCAAACAUAGCUAGGACCUUCUUGAUUGAUGCAGACCCUCUUCAAAGUAAGGCUUAUGAGGUUCUUCUGAAAGCCCAUGAAACUGUCAUCGGUUCUUUGAAGCCUGGAAACAAGUUGAGUGCUGUAUACCAAGCUGCAGUUUCUGUGGUAGAAAAGGAUGCUCCUGACUUGAUUUCCUACUUGACAAAGUCUGCUGGGACAGGCAUCGGUAUUGAGUUUCGAGAGUCAAGUAUGAAUAUUAAUGCUAAAAGUGAGCAGAUACUAAAAGAAGGCAUGGUCUUCAAUGUCUCAAUUGGAUUUCAGAACUUGCAGAGGGAGAGCAGCAAGACUAAGAGCAAGCACUUCUCUCUGUUGCUUGCUGACACGGUCAUCAUCAACAAGGACAAGACAGAAGUUGUGACUUCUAUGAGCUCAAAAGCUCUGAAGGAUGUGGCUUAUUCUUUCAAUGAGGAUGAGGAAGAGGAAAAGCCCAGUGCAAAAGUUGAUGCCAAUGGUGCUGAGCCCUUAAUGUCUAAGACCACUCUAAGGUCAGAUAAUCAUGAGAUUUCAAAGGAGGAACUCAGAAGACAGCAUCAGGCUGAGCUUGCUCGUCAGAAAAAUGAAGAAACAGCAAGGAGGCUUGCUGGUGGUGGAAAUGAGAACGGGGACAACCGUUCCUCCUCGAGGACUUCUGCAGAUCUUAUGGCCUACAAGAACAUAAAUGACCUUCCUCCUCCCAGAGAGAUGAUGAUUCAGAUUGAUCAAAAGAAUGAAGCAGUUCUCUUGCCUAUAAAUGGAAGCAUGGUACCUUUUCAUGUAGCUUUCAUUCGAACUGUUUCCAGUCAGCAGGAAACAAAAAACAAUUGCUAUAUCAGAAUUAUUUUUAAUGUUCCUGGGACCCCUUUCAGUCCUCAUGAUUCAAGCUCAAUGAAGUUCCAAGGAUCUAUAUAUUUGAAGGAGGCUUCAUUCCGCUCCAAGGAUCCAAGGCACAUAAGUGAGGUUGUGCAGUCCAUUAAAACGCUCAGGCGACAAGUUGUCGCUAGGGAGUCUGAGAGAGCUGAGAGGGCAACCUUGGUUACUCAGGAGAAACUGCAGCUUGCGAAUAAUAGAUUUAAGCCAAUAAGAUUGUCUGACCUUUGGAUCCGCCCUCCUUUCGGUGGGCGUGGAAGGAAGAUACCCGGUACACUUGAGGCUCAUGUGAAUGGAUUUCGUUAUUCUACCACCAGGCAUGAUGAGCGUGUGGACAUAUUGUUUGGCAACAUUAAGCAUGCAUUUUUUCAGCCAGCAGAGAAUGAAAUGAUUACACUUCUUCACUUUCAUCUGCACAACCAUAUUAUGGUAGGAAACAAAAAGACCAAGGAUGUUCAGUUUUAUGUUGAGGUAAUGGACAUGGUCCAGAAUGUUGGAGGUGGAAAGAGAUCAGCCUAUGACCCUGAUGAGCUUGAAGAAGAACAACGAGAGAGAGAUAGGAAGAAUAAAAUUAAUGUAGAAUUUCAAAGCUUUGUGAAUCGGGUGAAUGAUCUUUGGGGACAAGCGCAAUUCAGUGGCCUUGAUCUGGAGUUUGAUCAACCUCUGAGAGAACUUGGAUUCCCUGGUGUACCUCAUAAAUCUUCUGUAUUUAUUGUUCCUACUUCAGCCUGCCUUGUCGAACUGAUAGAGACCCCUUUCCUUGUUGUCACACUAAGUGAGAUAGAGAUUGUGAAUCUAGAGAGAGUUGGGCUUGGGCAGAAGAACUUUGAUAUGACAAUAGUGUUUAAGGACUUCAAGCGGGAUGUCCUCAGGAUUGAUUCUAUUCCUUCUACAUCACUGGAUGGCAUCAAGGAGUGGCUUGACACGACGGACAUCAAGUAUUAUGAGAGCAGGCUGAAUCUGAACUGGCGUCAGAUCCUAAAGACAAUCACGGACGACCCUCAAAGCUUUAUUGAAGGUGGUGGUUGGGAGUUUCUGAAUUUGGAAGCUACUGAUUCAGAUUCUGAAAACUCUGAGGAGUCAGACAAAGGUUACGAACCAUCGGAUGUGGAACCUGAAUCCGAGUCAGAGGAGGAAGCUUCUGACAGUGAAUCACUUGUUGAGUCUGAAGAUGAUGAGGAGGAAGAGGAUGAUGAGGUGGAUUCAGAAGAAGAGAAGGGAAAGACGUGGGAAGAACUGGAGAGGGAAGCAAGCAAUGCAGAUAGGGAGAAAGGGAAUGAAUCUGACAGCGAAGAAGAAAGGAAAAGAAGGAAGGCGAAAACUUUUGGUAAGUCACGUCCCAGUCUAAGUAGUAGCAUGCCAAAGCGGGCCAAGUUAAGAUAGAUUUUGGUUUUCCUUGGUCAUUUUGCUGUUUAGUGCAGUUGCUUUAUGUUAUUGCUGCGGUUAGCAGCUUUUGUGUUUGGUGUUGCCGUAUGAUUGUAAUUUAGGUUUUCCUUUCCAUUAUAUAGUUCAGCAUCUAUAGGAAUCCUUGAACCCAAUGUACGCCCUUGAAAUGUUUACGUGGUUAUCCCUUUUAACAAA